AUGGCUGCGAAUUUCGGAUCGUGCAACGCCAUCGGUGGCUGGCUUUGCCUUGCAUUGCUGCUGGACACCGUCAGUGCCGUCGCCUCCAGCCUCAGCUACAACGGCCUUGCUCAGACGCCUCAAAUGGGCUGGGACACAUACAAUGCCUAUGGCCUUGCAUACAACGAGUCUACAAUCCUCACCAACGCCGAGCGCCUGGUCUCCCUCGGUUUUCGUGAUCUCGGCUACCGCGUUGUCAUCUUCGACGAUGCCAUGACGGAGCUCAAUCGCACUGCCAAUGGGACCUUGAGCGCAAACGCGGCCAAGUUCCCCUCCGGCCUCCAAAGCAUCGCAAAUCAGCUCCACGAUUAUGGCCUGUACUUUGGCGUGUACAGUAGUGCAGGCAAAUACACGUGCGGAGGAUACCCUGGAAGCCUAGGGUAUGAGACUCAAGAUGCAGCAUGGUGGGCAAGCAUGGGUGCAGAUUAUCUGAAAUACGACAAUUGCUACAACGAAGGUCUUUCGGGCACGCCAAAGCUGAGCCAGGAUCGAUAUGCUGCCAUGUCGAACGCGUUGAACAGUACGGGCCGAGAUUUGGUAUAUUCGCUGUGUAACUGGGGAGACGACAAACCCUGGGAGUGGGCGUCUACCAUAGCCAAUAGUGCCCGUAUCUCGGGCGAUAUCCAGGACAGCUUCUCCAUGCCCACUACAUCGUGCCCCUGUGGGCCCGACGAGUACUACUGCCAACUCCCUGGUUAUGGCUGUUCGGUCAUGAACAUUCUCGGCAAGGCCAGUGCCAUUCGCAGCAAAAACCAGGCGGGGUACUACAACGACCUCGACAUGCUCGAGGUGGGAAACGGCGGCAUGUCCUACGACGAAUACAAAGUCCACUUUAGCAUGUGGGCCGCCAUCAAGUCUCCGUUGAUCAUGGGCAACAAGCUCGACCAGCUUUCCCCAGAAGACUAUGCGAUCCUCGUCAACCCGGCGGUGCUGGCCAUCUCGCAGGACCCCGGUGUCAGUGCCGUUUCCAGGACGGUCCGGCAACAGGUCGACGACACGGAUGCAUGGGGAUUUGGAGAGAUUCAAGUGUGGCAGGGAAGCCUGGCGAAUGGCGAUCAGGUGGUCGCCUUUCUCAACGCGGGCAACAACUCCCGCACCAUGUCCUACAGCCUUGUCGACGUCUUCGGCGGUCUCCGCACAAACACAAACGCCCAGCAGAGUUGGGAUCUGUUCGACGUCUGGGGCAAUCAGACGGUCAUGCGCAACGAGGUGGCCGCCCAGGUACUGAACGGUACGCUUGCGGUGGGAAAUGCGACGGGAUACUACAAUGCCAGCGAGACGGCUUGGGCGACGGGGUUGAAUCAGAGUGAUCCCCUGUUGAUUGGCACGCCGGCCGGGACGGUCCAGGCAGGGGGCACGUUGCAGGCCGAUGUGCCUCGACAUGGGAUCCAGAUGUGGCGGUUGAGACAGGCUGGCGGAUCAAGCAAGAAGCGAGAUGAGUUGUAA
Molecule: messenger RNA, 1485 nt
Organism: Fonsecaea erecta
Lineage: Eukaryota; Fungi; Ascomycota; Eurotiomycetes; Chaetothyriales; Herpotrichiellaceae
Exons: 4
Coding region: 1-1485 (494 amino acids)
Biological process (GO): carbohydrate metabolic process
Molecular function (GO): alpha-galactosidase activity
Source: RefSeq, a predicted model, not a curated record